CCAGGAUUGGUUGGUAGUGACGCCGCUGCUCGCACUCGUUCUGCCCUACUCGCGUGGUGUGUCGCGCGCUCGCCACCCCCAUCCCUUCACUACCAUUGGGCGGACAGAUACGCGCCCCUCGGCCACCCGCAGGCAUAUAUAGGACCCGCUGGCCCCAUUCAGACCCUUGUUAUGUCCAACUGCACAGUGAAGAAGCAGAAGAUGGAGGACUCCGUGCUGGAGCAGCUGAAGAAAUGCACGGUGGUGGUGGCUGAUACCGGGGACGUCAAUGCAAUUGAAGAAUACAAGCCGCAAGAUGCCACGACAAACCCAUCUCUGAUUUUGGCAGCAGCCCAGAUGCCAGCAUACAAACAUCUGGUAGAAGAUGCAAUCCAGUAUGGGAAGAAGCUUGGCGGGUCUGAACAGGAGCAGAUCAACAACGUCAUGGACAAGCUUUUUGUGUCAUUCGGAAAGGAAAUCCUGAAAGUGGUUCCUGGUCGGGUUUCCACAGAGGUGGAUGCCAGAUUGUCUUUUGACAAAGAUGGUAUGAUUGAACGUGCCAAGCGCAUCAUUGCACUGUACAAAGAAGCUGGUAUUGACAAGGAAAGAAUCUUAAUCAAGUUGUCUUCAACCUGGGAGGGAAUACAAGCUGGCAAGGUGCUUGAAGAGCAAUAUGGAAUACAUUGCAACAUGACACUGCUGUUCUCUUUUGCUCAGGCUGUGGCCUGUGCCGAGGCUGGUGUUACACUCAUAUCUCCAUUUGUGGGCAGAAUAUUAGACUGGCAUGUAGCCAACUCUAACAAGAAGAGUUUUGAACCACAUGAAGACCCAGGUGUGAAGAGCGUUACCAAGAUUUACAACUACUACAAGAAGUUUGGCUACAAAACCAUUGUGAUGGGAGCCUCAUUCCGCAACACCGGGGAGAUUAAAGCACUGACUGGAUGUGAUUAUCUCACCAUUUCCCCCAAACUGCUGGGAGAGCUCAGCAAAGACUUCUCCAAGCUCACGCCAACACUCACUGUUAAAGAAGCUCAGGCCUGUAACCUGGAAAAGAUUCACUUGCCUGAAAAGGAUUUCCGUUGGCUGCACAAUGAAGACCAGAUGGCUGUAGAAAAGUUGUCGGAUGGGAUCAGAAAGUUCACUGAAGAUGCUAUAAAACUGGAAAAGAAGUUAAAGGAGCAACUUGGAAACUAA
Staurois parvus is the source of this 1173-nucleotide messenger RNA. Lineage: Eukaryota; Metazoa; Chordata; Amphibia; Anura; Ranidae. The record is from the annotation of a GenBank genome assembly.